Messenger RNA from Eurytemora carolleeae, 1095 nucleotides. Its product is annotated as carboxypeptidase B. NCBI's taxonomy places the organism in Eukaryota, Metazoa, Arthropoda, Copepoda, Calanoida, Temoridae. The transcript has 5 exons. Gene Ontology annotation, biological process: proteolysis. Bases 3 to 1037 code for a protein of 344 amino acids. The record is from RefSeq and is a predicted model, not a curated record. Gene Ontology annotation, molecular function: zinc ion binding; metallocarboxypeptidase activity.
UGAUGGAGGCUGACCUCGCAGCUCGUGGAUUGUCCUUCGAGGUCAUCAUUCCUGAUGUCCAAGAGUUGAUAGAGAAUGAAAAGGUCAAGGCUGUGUCCAGGGAGAAAGCAUCUGCUGAUCAUGCUAUGACAUGGGAUGAAUACCAUACCCUUGAUGAUAUGUACAGUUACCUUGACUAUCUGGAGGCUACAUAUGACUUUGUUUCUACCGAGUCUAUUGGAUCUACCACUGAAGGAAGAGAUAUGAGAGUAGCGAAGAUCUGUAAAGGAGGAUGUGGGGGGAAGAAGGCAGUCUGGAUUGACGGAGGUAUUCAUGCCAGAGAAUGGAUUUCUCCUGCCACUGUAACCUGGAUGUUAAGAGAACUGGUUGAAAAUGAUGCCGAGCAUUCUGAUCUAACCGAGACCCUUGAUUGGUACUUCCUACCCUCUGCCAAUCCUGAUGGAUAUGCAUGGUCAAGAGACCACAACAGAAUGUGGAGAAAGACAAGAUCUGAUCAUAAUUCUAUCCUUGGAUGUAUGGGAGUUGAUGCUAACAGAAACUGGGGAUUCCACUGGAACGAAGGUGGGAGCUCCUCUGACAAAUGCAGUGACACCUACCACGGACCUGAAGCAUUCUCUGAACCUGAGAACGUGAAUGUCCGUGACAUGCUGAACACAAGACGAGGAGAUUGGGUCUUCUACAACUCUAUCCAUAGCUACAGUCAGCUGAUCCUACUCCCCUGGGGGUAUACUGAUGAUGUUCCAAAUGAUUAUGAUGAGAUGUACAAUCUUUUCAUGAAGGGGUCUGAUGCUCUCACAGAAGUUCAUGGCAAAACUUAUGAGGUUGGAUGCAUUCCUUGCAUGCUGUACAUUGCCAGUGGAAGCUCUGCAGACUGGGCACAUGGAGAUGCUUUGAUUCCUUACACCACCAGUAUGGAACUCAGAGAUACUGGUAACUAUGGAUUCCUGCUUCCUCCAGAGCAGAUCAUUCCAACAGCAGAAGAGGUUUGGGCCUUCCACCUUACAGUCAUCAGAGAAAUCAUGGCUAUGCAACCAUAAACUAUUCAAACAAAUAUUUUAUAGAAAGAUGAAUAAAACAUAUACAAAAUUGUGUAAA